Postia placenta MAD-698-R-SB12 is the source of this 729-nucleotide messenger RNA. RefSeq lists its product as hypothetical. The transcript has 5 exons. The record is from RefSeq and is a predicted model, not a curated record. Bases 1 to 729 code for a protein of 242 amino acids. Gene Ontology annotation, cellular component: cytoplasm. Gene Ontology annotation, biological process: protein depalmitoylation. Lineage: Eukaryota; Fungi; Basidiomycota; Agaricomycetes; Polyporales; Adustoporiaceae. Gene Ontology annotation, molecular function: palmitoyl-(protein) hydrolase activity; carboxylic ester hydrolase activity.
AUGGCAGCGCUCCAGUAUCUCAAGCCCAUCAUAGUGAACCCUCGCGCAAAACAUACCGCCACCAUCAUCUUUCUUCACGGUCUGGGCGACACAGGGUAUGGAUGGAAGCCCGUCGCGGACAUGUUCAGCACGGACUCGGCGUUACACCAUGUCAAGUGGAUCCUCCCACACGCCCCAACCGUGCCAGUUACAGCGAACCGGAGGGUGGAGAUGCCAGCAUGGUAUGACAUCCUCGGAUUCGAAUGGCCCAGAGCACAGGAGGAUGAGACCGGGAUGCUGCGAUCCGUUGCCUAUAUCAACAAGCUCGUCGACUCAGAGGUCGAUGAGGGCAUUUCACCAGAUCGUAUCCUCAUCGGUGGCUUCAGCCAGGGUGGCGCUUUGAGCCUGCUCACCGGGCUCACCUCAGAACGCAAAUUCGGUGGAGUCGCCGUUCUGAGCGGCUACCUCCCCUUACCCGACAGAAUGAAGACGAUGGCUACAUUUGUUAAUAAGCUCACGCCGUGGUUCUGGGGGCACGGCGAGGAUGACCCGCUUGUUGAGUUCAGCUCUGGUGUCCGCUCCGCCGAUUUUCUCAAGAAGGAACUUGGCAUCCCGCCUGCGGACGCGGCGGCGCCAGAAAAGGGUGGCCUGUUGUUCAACUCGUAUGAGGACGUACCGCAUUCAACAAGCAAUGAAGAACUGCGCGACCUCAAGGAGUGGCUGAAGAAGGUGCUUCCGGCCACCGCCUGA